Nicotiana tabacum (common tobacco) is the source of this 5061-nucleotide messenger RNA. RefSeq lists its product as uncharacterized. The record is from RefSeq and is a predicted model, not a curated record. Gene Ontology annotation, molecular function: calmodulin binding. Gene Ontology annotation, biological process: mitotic cell cycle; spindle organization; establishment of meiotic spindle localization. NCBI's taxonomy places the organism in Eukaryota, Viridiplantae, Streptophyta, Magnoliopsida, Solanales, Solanaceae. Gene Ontology annotation, cellular component: spindle pole.
GCUGAAGGCCCGAGAACCCGAGUACAAUUCAAAAUUUAACUACUCAUAAAACCCCCCGCCUGUCUCCACAUUCAAAUUAAAACGGUAAAGAUAAAAAAGUUCACCAUUUUCUCAGUUUCAGACAAAUCCAUCGGAAUCUGGCUGGAAAAUGGAACAGAAGAAAGCGUCACAAACUUCAUGCAUCCCAUCACCCUUCCAGGACUUUCCAUUUAAAGAAAUCUCCAAUUUCAAAACUCCAAAGCCUUCACGAUAUGCAGCAAAGUUUAGUUCUCCUUCUCCUACACCGAUUCACUGCCAGGCGGAGUUUUUCACCGCCUCGAAAACCACGCCGGUAUCUUCCGUCCGCCGUCGUGGAAGCAUGAAGCCGUCGGCGGUGAAGUCGAGUGCUACUGCUCGAAGAUUAAAGGCGUUCGAGCUCGAGCAAGCGAAAUCAGCACGAAAGGCGUUGAUUAGCAAAGAGAAAUCGUUGAAAUCACUCGCGAAGUCGCUUACCGUGUGGCUGAAUUUCUUGUUUGAAAACCCUAGCUCUUGUGGUUGCGAUGUCUCGAGUUUCACCGGAGGAUUUGAGACGUCCAAUCGGCUGCCGUGUGUUGCAGGAAAUGGGAAGAGGAGGGAAAGUGGGGCAGGGCACAACACUGUUGGAGUUGAUGUGCUGUGGCGAGGGCCCAAGAGGCAGAGGCAUUUAUCCUCAAAUUUUGAAGAUGGAGAGACAACAGCAUUUUCAGAUUCCAUGUUUUCGGGACUUAAAGCUUCGUUGACUGACAUUUGCAGCUUUGAUGAUUUAAAGGAGAGGAUGAGUGGUUACCUCAGCUUGGGAAGCUGUAAAGAGGUUUUUGUUACAAUGACUCAAGUAACAAAGACCAUUGAUGAAGGACGCCUGAAAAUGAGAGCUCAUUGUCCCAUGGUAACUGAUGUUGGAAUGAAGGAGAAAGCCUUGAGAACUCUUAUGUGUUAUAACCCCGUUUGGCUUCGGAUUGGAUUGUACAUACUCUUGGGGGGUGACACCUUGUUACCAAAUGGAGAUGUCAAUUCCGACCAAGAAAUUGCCUUCUUGAAGAUGGUGCUUGAUAAGCAAUUUUUCUCACAUGUUGGUCUAGCAAAGACCUAUGCUUAUAACAAGUUAGUGGAGGGUUUAUAUAGACCUGGUUACUAUGAAAAGUUAGGCAAUAUUGUCUUGAAGAGAUUUUUGUUGCUUGUUCUCAUACUAGAUAGAGUCAAAACUCAGAGUAGUCUGCCACUUAAAUAUGGUAUUGACGCACAAGAUGGAGGAUCUCCUCUAUUGUUCUCUUUGCAAUCAGAUGCUAAAUCUAGCCGUCAACUGAUCAACAAGUUCUUAUCAUCUGAUGUGAUGCAUGGUGAAGGCAAUCUACUUGCGCAUCUUGUCAUCGUAGGCUAUAAAGUGACAUAUCAACAGAAUCCUUUGCUUGAGUAUCACUUUGGUGUGGCUGAUUUAUUUAAGGACCUUCAGGAUGGCAUUAGACUUUGCAGAGCCAUUCAACUCUUGCAACAUGAUCCUUCUAUCCUCUCGAAAAUGGUAGUUCCCUCAGAUACUCGCAAGAAGAGUCUGGUGAACUGUGGCACAGUUCUACAAUUUCUCAGGGAGGCAGGUGUCCCAUUGUGUGAUCAAGAUGGAACAAUCAUUAUGGCAGAAGACAUCGUUGAUGGAGACAAGGAGCUCACCAUUUCAUUGCUCUGGAACAUCUUUGUGCACUUGCAGUUGCCACUUCUAAUCAACAAAGAACUUUUCUCAGAGGAGAUUUCUAAAAUCCGAGGAGUUGUUGAGCAAAACUCAAGCAGCUGCAAUCACUUGGACAUGCUCCUGAAUUGGAUCCGGGCAAUUUGUGAAAGUUAUGACCUUAAGGUCGAAAAUUUUUCAUCGUUUGUUGAUGGAAAAGCUAUGUGGUGCUUGCUUGAUUAUUAUUUCCGCAAGGACAAUCGCUGUUCCUGCUCUUAUCAGGCACUCAGUGAAGCAAAAGAAGAAGUUUCCAUAGUAUCUGUAGUUGAUUACACAGAUGCAGUGCACAAUUUUAUUCUAUCUCAAAAGCUGCCAUUGCUAUUGGGGAGGUUUCCAGAGGUACUACAAGUCAGUGAUAUACUGGAAACAAACGGUGCAUGCAAUGGUCAGAGUGUCAUUAUUCUCUUGGUGUUUCUCUCAUUUCAACUACUAGUUAGAAGAAACAAGGAUCAAUUGAAUUUCCACAAGUUAUUGGGAUUUAAUUGUCAAAGUCCUGAAAGGAGACGGCUAAGCACGGACCAGUGGUUUAUGCAUCCUGAAGCAGCUGUAGACCCAGAACAAAAUGAUGACAAAGAUGUUGCCAGAAAUUUUAAGGCUGUAAUGUCUUGGUGGCAAGAGAUGGCUCAACAAAAUAACAAAUGCACUUCUAAGGAAACUUCUAGCAGUCUAGUAAAGUGGUCUUUUACUAGUAAAAGAACCAAUGAUACUCAAAAAGAAAAUGCAGCAAAAGUAAUACAGUCUCAUUUCAGACAGUCAGUGCAGCGUCGCAAAUAUUUGAGGAUUAGGAAUGCAGUCUGUAUCUUGCAAGCUGCAGUACAAGCAUGGCUGAGGGUAAAGAAGGAACAAUCAAUUCAGUUUUUUGGUUCACAGACAUAUCUGGCAUCACUAUGUGGUGCAAGGAAUUGUUCAGAAAAUUUGGAAAAACACGCUGCCUUUGUGGUCGAUAGACAUGCCUUUCUUAAGUUGAGGAGAUCUGUAAGAAUCAUCCAGCGUGCCACAAGAGACUGGAUUUCCCGGAGACAUGUGACUGGAGAUGCAUCACCGCAAGAUUUGUCCGCUCAAACUCUCAUUGAUGCUGCCAUUGUCAUACAAAAGUGUAUUCGUGGGUGGAUAGUAAGGUCUUCUCUUGUAAGCACGGACCAAUCUCCUACAGUUCCUAAGGAAUGUGAAGAGAAUAUAAAUGCAGCGGUAGCAAUCCAACAUGCUUCAAAGGAAUAUACAUUAAGCAGCCCUCUACACAGUCAACACUUUGCAGCAACUAAAAUUCAAAGUUACUAUCAUGGAUGGUUGAUGAGGAAAAAAUUUGUGGAUCAGAAGCAAGCAGCAAUAAAAAUACAGAGCAUUUUUCAAUCUGCAAGAUGUUUGAGGGAUUUUCAUUGCUAUAAACAGGAAGCUCUUUCAGCAAUUGCAAUCCAGGCUUAUGUCCGCAAACGGAUUGCUCAAAGAGAAGUUUAUAGGCGUAAAUCUCAAAUUAUUAUGAUUCAGAGCCAUUGUCGUGGCUGGUUAACAAGGAAAAGGCUGCUCAUUGAAAAAGAGGCUGUUAUAAAGAUUCAAACUGCAAUUCGGAGCAUGAAAUACCGGAAAGCAUUCCUUCGCCAAAGGCACGCUACUCUGGAGAUACAACGGUUUGCAAGAGGAGCCAUUACUAGAAAGAGUCUCCUAGGGGCCUCUUGCUACAGUAAUAUCUCAAAAUUGGGUGACCAAACUCUUGCACUUAAAAUACUAUUGCAAGCAGUAUUAAAGUUGCAAAGGUGGUGGAGAGGUAAACUUCUUCAUGAACAGAGAACAAAAGCAGCACUUGUCAUCCAAUCGCAUGUCCGAGGAUGGACAGCCCGGCAAAGUGCUUCAAGAAACAAGCACCAAAUUAUUGUGAUCCAAAGCCAUUGUCGUGGCUGGUUAACAAGGAAAAGGCUGCUCAUUGAAAAAGAGGCUGUUAUAAAGAUUCAAACUGCAAUUCGGAGCAUGAAAUACCGGAAGGCAUUCCUUCGCCAAAGGCAUGCUACUUUGGAAAUACAACGGUUUGCAAGAGGAGCCAUUACUAGAAUGAGUCUCCUAGGGGCCUCUUGCUACAGUAAUAUCUCAAAAUUGGGUUACCAAACUCUUGCACUUAAAAUACAAUUGCAAGCAGUAUUAAAGUUGCAAAGGUGGUGGAGAGGUAAACUUCUUCAUGAACAGAGAACAAAAGCAGCACUUGUCAUCCAAUCGCAUGUCCGAGGAUGGACAGCCCGGCAAAGUGCUUCAAGAAACAAGCACCGAAUUAUUGUGAUCCAAGCAUACAUGAAAGGUUACCUUGCGAGAAAAGAUUUAAGAGGGCAGCUUCUUGAUUUGCGUCUGAGAGUACAAAAAUCUGCUGCGAAUGUUAAUGAUGGUAUGCGCAUAAUAAACAGGCUUGUUGCAGCACUGUCAGAACUUCUGAAUAUGAGAAGUGUCAGCGACAUUCUUCGUAUCUGUGCAACUCUGAAUAUGGCAACACAACAUUCACAAAAAUGUUGUGAAGAACUUGUUGCUGCGGGUGCUGUUGGUACAUUGUUAAAGCUGAUCAGCUCUCUCAGCCGGAGCCUACCUGAUCAAGAAGUUACAAAACAUGCACUCUCCACUCUCAGAAACCUUUCCCGAUAUCCACACUUGAUUAAUGUACUAAUUGAUAGCUGUGGAUCAGUGGAAACAAUCUUGCGGGAGUUUUUAAGAAACAAAGAAGAGGGAUAUUUCAUUGCGUCAGACCUUUUGAAGAAGAUAUUCACAGAGAAAACAGGUGUUGAAGCUGUGCACAAGUUGCCUGCUCUUUUGAGGAGACUACGCGAUCAUGUAGAAGAGCUUUCACGGAAAGCAAAACCUGACAAGUGGUCCAGGACUCCACAGCCACAUGCAAGGAAAGAGCUGGACAAAAGAUUGAGAGAAGCUGUUGAGAUAUUGGAAUUGAUUAAAGUGUCCCUCGGAAAUCCAACUAGACGACUCUCUUACAAGGGGCAACUGCAAGUCGCAGUUCACUUAACUAAAGUUGGUUAAAGUAGACGCAAAGUAAAGGAGGGGACUGGAGGGCCCACCCUGUGACCUUUAUCUUUUUCCAAGUGCAUCAAAGGAGAUUCAGAUUCCAUGGGCCAAAAUUAUCCACCAGCAAAGCCUACUGUCAAAUUCUUCCCUCUUUUUUCACUAUUCCUUCUCCUUUAGAUUCAAGAUCAACGGAGAACUUGAUUAUACUGGAUGUUUCAAGUUCGACCUCUUAGUGAACCUACUUGGUAGAAAUGUUAGAAUUUAGACCAAACUAACUAUGUCUAACAAUAUUAUCCCCUUUCCUGCUCCCUUGGUAAAGAUGAAGAUAUUUUGCA